Purpureocillium takamizusanense is the source of this 2265-nucleotide messenger RNA. Its product is annotated as L-lactate dehydrogenase (cytochrome). NCBI's taxonomy places the organism in Eukaryota, Fungi, Ascomycota, Sordariomycetes, Hypocreales, Ophiocordycipitaceae. The record is from RefSeq and is a predicted model, not a curated record. The coding region runs from base 393 to 1877 and encodes 494 amino acids. The transcript is spliced from 4 exons. Gene Ontology annotation, molecular function: oxidoreductase activity; heme binding.
CAACGUCCUACCUUGACGUGCCCUGCCACGAAGAAGACUCACCCACCAUCCAUCCCCCCCGGACCAUUUCAUUGACCGGGCAGCCGGCAUCGCGGCGCCCUCUGGCGCAACACCGCACUGCGCGACGACACCUGCUGCUGGUCGACUCCGCAGCCACUCCUCCCUCCGGCCGGCCUCCAUCAUUACCAUCUCUCAUAACCCGGCUGACCCCGUCUCACGGCAUUAUUAUCCAGAGUCUUGACCAGCGACGUCACCCGUCUGCUUCGCACUGCAUCAAGCAAUUGGUCCAUCGAUACACAGUCCUUCGUACAGCUGCUGCCGUCCACGCGACUUGCGACGCACCUUCGUCCGCACCUGGCCUACCUUCUUGACAGGUCGUGCGUGACGCCAUCAUGGCCAAGGUCUUUGAUGCCGCCGAGGUGGCCAAGCACAACACGCCCGACAGCUGCUGGGUCAUUCUUUACGGCAAUGUCUACGACGUGACCGAGUUCCUUACCUCACACCCCGGUGGCUCCAAAAUCAUCCUCAAGCUUGCCGGCAAGGAUGCCACCGACGACUACGAUCCCGUCCAUCCGCCUGGCACCCUCGAGGAGAACCUUCGCCCCGAGGCCAGGCUGGGCCAGGUCAACCCCGACUCCCUCGUAAGGGCAAAGGUCCCUGACGUCAAGACCGACGCCCAAGAUGACGCCGCCGACCAGCGCCCGUCCCUCGAGUCGCUGCUCAACCUCGACGAGAUCGAGGCCGAGGCCACCAGGCGCAUCCCCAAAAAGGCCUGGGCCUACUACUUCUCCGCCAGCGACGACCUCUGGUCCAAGACCAACAACAACGCCGCCUACCGCGACAUCCUCCUGCGGCCCCGCGUCUUCGUCGACUGCACCGCCUGCGACAUGUCCACCUCCAUCCUCGGCAACAAGGUCGGCGUCCCCUUCUUCAUCGCCCCCGCCGCUAUGGCUCGCCUCGCCCACCCCGACGGCGAGCACGGCAUGGCCAAGGCCGCCGCCCGCUUCGGCGCCAUGCAAGUCGUCUCCAACAACGCCUCCAUGACCCCCGAGCAGAUUGUCGAGGGCGCUGCUCCCGGCCAGGUCUUCGGCUGGCAGCUCUACGUCCAGAAUCACCGGGACAAGAGCAUCGCCAUGCUCAAGCGCAUCAACGCCAUGAGAGACCGCUUCAAGUUCAUCGUUCUCACACUCGACGCCCCCGUUCCUGGCAAGCGUGAGCUCGACGAGAAGUCAAAUUUCGAGGGUGGAAACAACGUCCAGGCUGCCGCCUCGGGCAACGACGACGCCAAGCGACCCGGCGGUGGCGGCGUGGGACAGCAGCUCUUCUUCGGCACUGCCUGCGACCUCACCUGGCAGACCACGCUUCCCUGGCUGGCAGAACACACCGACUUGCCCAUUGUCCUCAAGGGUCUGCAGACGCACGAGGACGCCUACCUGGCCGCUCAGUACGCGCCUCAGGUCAAGGCCAUCAUCCUCUCAAACCAUGGCGGUCGCGCCAUGGACACGGCGCCGCCCGCCGUCCAUACGCUGCUCGAGAUCCGCAAGUACUGCCCCGAGGUCUUCAGUAAGAUCGAGGUCUGGGUCGAUGGCGGCAUCAGGAGAGGGACAGACGUCGUCAAGGCCUUGUGCCUCGGCGCGACUGCCGUUGGAAUCGGUCGAGCGCCGCUUUUUGGCCUUGGCGCUGGCGGCCAGGCGGGUGUCGAGCGUGUCCUUGAAAUCCUCGCAGCCGAGACAGCCACAUGCAUGCGCCUGCUCGGCGCCAAAAACAACUCGGAAUUGGGCCCCAGAUUCGUCAAUACUCGACGUGUGGAGAGGGAUAUAUACGACGGGGAUCCGGGGCUGGACAAGCGGGGGUUGUGGACAAAGGCGAAACUGUAACACGCCUUGCACGACUAGCGGCAUGUUGACGUAUGGUUGAAUGCCCAUGUGGAGGCUAUUCAAACGCAAUGUGAGGACAGCCUCGGCUGGUCAGCCCCGAUGCGGGUGGAGGAGCGACUUCGGAAUGGCGUGCAUGUCGCCAACCGGGGCCCCCUAGAUUUAGAGCAAGGGCGGCUCGUGCGACGUCGACUCUGCAGCGGAUGGCGUUCGCAGAUGGUCAUACCCAAAUCAUGUACAUGCAUCUUGCCAUGACUUUCUAUCUGCCGUUUAGAGCGGCGCAGUGGCGCGAUGACGUCCAGACCAGCCGCUGAUCAAACAAGCGGAUAGGAGAUGAGGAUGGACGGCUGGGGCAUGCACAUUCAUCGACUCUGAAACCGCAGGGUCCCCG